Molecule: messenger RNA, 2865 nt
Organism: Theileria orientalis strain Shintoku
Lineage: Eukaryota; Apicomplexa; Aconoidasida; Piroplasmida; Theileriidae
Product: helicase
Exons: 2
Coding region: 1-2865 (954 amino acids)
Biological process (GO): nucleobase-containing compound metabolic process
Molecular function (GO): ATP binding; DNA binding; DNA helicase activity
Source: RefSeq, a predicted model, not a curated record
AUGUCAAAAACGCAAGAUUCCAUUAAUAACAUCGGAGGAAUAGAUGUUAAGUUCCCGUAUGAACCGUACGAACUGCAAAAGUCGUUCAUGGAAUCAGUGAUCAAAGCAAUUAAAGAUGGUAAAAAUGCAUUGCUUGAAUCGCCAACAGGGACGGGGAAAACAUUGUCGCUUAUAUGUGCAUCUCUGGCCUGUAUUUUAUCAAAUAAAACGAAUAAAAUACUAGGAGGGAAGACCCUGGAAGAAGAAAAAAAGGUUAACCAAGAUGACAUACUAGUAUCGCAAUUAAUAAGCUUGAAGGGAGCCAUAGAAAAGGACCUGAAGAAGCCUAAGUCAAUACUGUCAAAUAAGAUGAAUAUAAUAUAUACAUCGAGAACACACUCGCAACUGAAGCAGGUAAUCAGCGAAGUGAGAAAGAGCUCAUACUGUAAGGAGUUUCACCAAAAGGGGCUUAAAGCAGCACUGUUGGCGUCAAGAGAUCUGCUGUGCAUAAACCCGGCAAAGGGGAACCUGUCAGGAGACCAUUUAAACAACUUUUGCAGACUGCUGGUUCAAAACAGGAAGUGCAUAUACUACAACUCGCUGAGAGGAUCGAAGAACAACGAAGAAGCGCAGUUCAACGAACUAGUGGAUAUAGAGGACAUGGUAAAAAUGGGAAAAAGAGGAACAUUUUGCCCGUAUUUUGCAGUGAAGGACGCACAGGAAAACGCAGAUCUGAUACUGGUGCCAUACAACUACCUGCUGUCACCGUCAGUGAGAGACGCAAUGGACCUGAAGACGAAAAACUCGAUAGUAAUAAUAGACGAAGCACACAACGUGGAGUCAGUAGCAGAGGAGGCUUCAUCCUUUUUCGUGAAGCAGACUGAUCUGGCGAAGUUUAUAGAGGCGCUGAAGAGGUUUGCAACCUUCCACAAAGAUUCCCUGAUGAGUAACGAGAAGGAGAAGGUUGAGGAAGUUAACAUAAACUUCACGGCGCUCUCAAAGUUGGGGAUCUGUCUGGCGAAAACGGACGAGUUCCUGACUAACGUGACGCUGAUUGACUCGCGGGACCCGAGGAACCAGAAGAUGAGCAGAGACCAAAUAGGAAUGCGUUGGUCAGUAAAGGAGAUAGCUAGGCAGCACGUAGUGUAUUCAGCGAACCACGUAGUAAAGCACCUGUACAAUAACCUGGACUACAAGUCUCUGAAGGAGGCGAGGGUAGACGACGCAAUAGCACAGGUGGUGACGCUAUUGACGAAAGGGUUCCUAGAUUCGGAGGCUAUCGACGUGUCGUUCCUGGACCACUACGACAAUAAGACGCUGAGGGAAGACGUGCUGACGUUCGUGCAGAUGAAAAAGUUCGUGUCCUCGAUCCUGUCGCAGGAGCUGUUCGACUUCCCAGAAUACUACGACGUGAUAAUAACUAACGAUGAAAAGUACGAGAACCCGAAGAGACGAAGGUCAAUAGAAAGUAACGUCUUCGGGUGGAACAGGAAGUUUAAAAGUAGAGAUCAGGAGGAGGAGGAAGAGCACUCGGAGCGCAGCUACGAAGUGACGCCGAAAAUAAUGAACUUCGCAUGCCUGCAGCCAAUCCCGACCUUCAUAAGGAUAAAGAGAGAAGGCCUGAGGUCGCUGAUACUGACCUCAGGAACGCUGGGGCCGCUGGACGUGCUGGAGAGGCACAUAGGAGGAAACUACCUCAAGUUCGAAAUAAAGCUGCAAAACGACCACGUGAUAGACCCGAAGAGAGUGUGGGCAGGAGUGGUAACAGGGAACGACGAGGACCCGAACAUACUGUCCUCAGCAUACAAUAAAAGAGGAGACCUGAACUACAUAACGGCACUGGGAAGAGCGCUGUACGGGUUCAUAAAGAGCGUGCCAUCAGGGGUGCUGGUGUUCUUCGGGUCGUACAUGGUGAUGAACAACACGCUCUCGUGUUGGAAAAGGUUGGGGCUCUACAGCAAAAUGGAGAUGGAGAAGUCGAUAUUCGUGGAAAACAGGCCUCCGGGCUUCGUAAGAGACAACGACAUCAUUCCAGAGUCGACGCAGGCGCUGUUCACAAGGUAUAAGGAUAACAUAGACAGCGGAAGAGCAUCGAUGUUCUUCGCAAUAUGCAGAGGAAGAAUGGCUGAGGGAAUCGACUUCAGCGACGAUUACUGCAGAGGCAUCUUUUUGUGCGGAAUCCCGUACCCGAGUAGAUACGAGGACACGACGGCGCUGAAAAUGGACUACCUGGACAAGCUGUCAGUAGCCACUGGAGAAAAUUUAAACUUGUCGCACGAGUGGUACACGACGCAGGCAAUAAAGGCAAUAAACCAAGCAAUAGGAAGGUCAAUAAGGCACAUAGAAGACUACGGAGCAAUCAUGCUCGCCGACUACAGAUUCAGGUUCCCGCCAGUGAAGACUAGCAUAAGCAAGUGGGUGCUGGACAGACUGAAAGUGUACACAAAAAUUGAAGAUUGCAUGGAGGAGCUGAGUUCCUUCUUCGUGCCCUUUGAAAGCACGAAGAAGGCGAAGAAGCCGGCGCCGAAGAAGGAGCUUGAGAGUCCUGCGAGGCCCGCGAGGGAGUUCGUUCCAAUAAAGCUGGACAACUCGCUGCAGUUUAAGUCGCGAGACACGAGCAGGAACAGCAAACUGAAGGAGAUGCCCUUCUACAAGUUCAACGCGGACACGAGGAAGAUGCAGCAGCAGUACGGGAACUCUAUAAUCAACUACCUGGCGAAGCCUAACAAGCCGCAGCCGACUAAGCAGAGGACUGCUGACGCGAAGCAGGGAGGCUUUUCGUUCAAGACUGGAACUUCAGCUGAGAGGCCCUAUCAGCCAACACGAACUUGUAUGCACGACCAUAUACUAAUCACUACGUAUACUCGUUAUAUGCGGAAUGCAUAG